Molecule: messenger RNA, 3248 nt
Organism: Westerdykella ornata
Lineage: Eukaryota; Fungi; Ascomycota; Dothideomycetes; Pleosporales; Sporormiaceae
Exons: 3
Coding region: 319-2874 (851 amino acids)
Biological process (GO): cytoskeleton-dependent cytokinesis
Cellular component (GO): septin complex; septin ring; cell division site
Molecular function (GO): molecular adaptor activity; GTP binding; GTPase activity
Source: RefSeq, a predicted model, not a curated record
AGUGUGCAGUACAGCAGAGACCUGGCACGUACAUGCGGGCCUGUACCCACCCCCUAAACUCCUUCUCUACUCUCCUCCGGCCUUUUCCUUCACCCUCGUGCUGCUUCCUACCCUCUUCUCUCCUCUUUGGUGGCCAUAUACAGUAGGACACUAGGCAGGCGGGGUACUCUUAGCGUGGGGGUUGCUCCGCUAUUUCCCCAACGUCUAUCAUCAUCGGUCCGCUGCCGCCAGCAUACAACACACCCGCGUCCUCGCGGGAGCCACGUCCAACAAUAACCUCUUCUCUUGGUCAACUCUUUAUGCUCCCUGAGUCUGACCAUGAGCUCGCCAGGACGUGUCUCCCGAGCUCUCUCUACAUCUCCCACCACCUCGACCCCUCCUAAGUCUCGCAGCGCCCGUGUCGAUCAAUCACCCGCCCCGCCGCCUUCGAACAAUGCCCCCACCACAUUUUUCCUCAGGAGUGAGUCGGAAAUGGAACAUUCGCUGGCGAACUCUGCCGCCGCGGAGUCGAAUGGGAGAGAAGGAAAUAGUACCUAUGGCGUUCAAAGCCUCGAAGACACUCUGAAUAGCGCUUUUGGCGUGGGAACAGCAACUUCAGCCAACGGCGGCGAUGAAGCGGUUGAACCCCUUCUGAGUAUGAAGGGGGGUUCAAGGCGGCGCUCCCACAGUCCACAAAUGGCACCAGGAGGCCGGCGAAAGCCCGCUUCCAGAUCGCCGCUCACCAGGAACAGAGCGAAGACAUCAGACCGCAUCAUAUCGAAUCCCAUAUCACCCUUCAACUCUGGCGCCCGGUCUCCUGUUCCCAACUCAGCCAUGCCCAGUACACCUCGGUCUAUCUCGGUGCUGUCAUUGAAGUUGUCAGACGAAGAGUCAGAAUUUCAAGAGUGUGCCAGCCAGGCCAUUGCCUCGAGCGAGGAGGACGAGCAGGAGGAGGAGGAAGAUACCCAAGUGGAAGACUCCGGCAGCCUCCCACAACUUGUCAUGCCGAGCAUACAGAUGCCUACUCGGAGGCCUUUCACUACGAAGGGCAAAGCAAUGGGGAAGUUGAAGAUACUGAUAGCUGGGGAGGCAGGGGUGGGAAAGACCUCCCUCAUCCGCUCCAUUGUCCAGUUAUGCGAAGACAUCGUGCAUGUCGAUCCGUUGUCACCGUCGCAGUCCUUUACCUCAUCCCCUCCACCCAAAGCGAAGGCCCGCAGGCGAAAGCGCGAAGGCCUCACCACUACCCGCAUCACUGAGAUACACGCAAGUACCAAAGCGUUGCCGCACUGGUGGACCGAUAUGGAGGAGAGCGGAAGUACGCGGCGGAAGAGCAAGCGGAAGAGUUCCACUGAUUCUGUGCUCGAACGAAAUAUCACUUUUGUUGAUACACCCGGUUACGGACCUGCGGCGUCUAGUGGUGAUACCCAGAGCUUGGUGGUGGACUAUGUUGAGUCGCUCUUGAUCCAAACUGCUUCCGUGGCAUCGAUGGAAGAUAGUGAUGUGCUUGGCGUUAUCGGGGGCAACGGCGGGGUCCAGGUAGAUGUGGUCCUUUAUCUCCUUAGCCCAGUGCAUGACAUCUCCAAAGAUAUCGACUACAUGCAACGUCUAUCUGCACUAACAAACGUCAUUCCCAUCAUUGCAAAAUCCGACACUCUGAGUCCUUCGGAAAUAGUCGCAAUCAAGACUUCAGUUCUUGCUCGGUUGCAGGCGACCACUGUUCGACCGUUCUUCUUCGGCAAACCCAUAGAAGAUGCAUUACUAGCCGUUCAGGGCCUUCCCAUUGUUGCCGCCGAAUCCACCUCAGAGCCGUCAGCCUCGCUUGGAGUUUCAGAAUACCCCUUCAACUUCCCAACCUACCCCUACGCCAUAUCUACGAAUUCCGGACAGAAUAUGGAGACCAUGGAAGCGUCACUCCUCAUGUCACCCGACUACGUGCAGCCUCUGCUUCCGUCAGAACUCGCGACUCUGGUAGAUCAGGUGUUCGAUCCAGACUCCAUCGCGUGGUUAAGGCACUCAGCUGCGAGGAAAUUCCUGUCUUGGAGACGGAGAGCAAGUCUGGUAGAAGACCGCUCCCCUUUAAGAGGCAUUCAACAACUACCAUCCCAUCCUCGCACACCCUCUGCCUCCUCUGUUGGGCUCACAGCAGCUUCUCAGGGUAAGUAUCAUCGUUCCUGUGCGACGAAUAGCCACAAUAACGACCUGCCAAUCUCAGGAGCCUCCUCGCUUUUCUCCAGCACCUCCCCUUCCGGCGUCCUCGUUCCGCGCAGCAACUCGUCCUUCUUCUCAAAUUACCCUUCAAAUCUCCCUUCCAACAUGGCUUCCCCGCUCCUCUCGCACUCUCAACCUGAGUACGGCGAGAACACGAUUCCGGAUCUGCAACUUUCCCGCUUCACAACAUUUGCGCAAGGCCAGCAGCAUCUCGCGGAAGUGCGCCUCGCGAAAUGGGCCACGGAUUUGCAGCGCAGUCUGCGGCAUGAGCGCGAGAGGUUUGAGCAGUUGCAAAGGACGGAGCGGGCAAGAUGGCUGCUUGAGAAAGUGGGGGAGGAAGUUCGGGAGGGGAAUAUCGUUCCCAUGACUUGUUCUUCUCCUAUAACAGGCGGCAGCGAUGGACAAUGGGCAAACUGGGCGGUUGUCAAGGCCGCGGACCGCGACAGUCAGGAGUCGAUCAGCAAGUCCGGAUGGCAUGCUGGUCGCCAAUCGCUGGAUUCGAGGGAUCCGCUUGGGUUGUGUCGUUUAGGCGAUGAGGUCAGGAGGACAGGGACAGUGCUGGUUAAGAUUUUGGGAGGUGUGAGCGUCCUGGGCGUCCUUGUUGUGGCGGCUGUGCGGGUGAGUGGGGUUGAGGGGUGGUUGGUUCCUGAUGGGGGCGUUUGGGCUUGGUUGAAGGGGGUGGAGUAGGAUGCGGGAGGAAGGUUGGGUUUUUCAGAUGGGAUGGAUCGGGAAGGUUACGAUAUGGUCAUGAUUUAUGAAUGGGACUAUCAUUGGGACGGGGUUUGUUUCAUACGAGGGAAGGCGGAUGUUGGGGGGUUCUCGUCCUCGGCUUUCAUGAUGAAGGCGGUGGUUCUUCCGGGGUGGGUAUACCCACCCCUUACUUACGUCUCAGGGCCUGUUCAGAGUUGGAUUGUGGCGAUUUUCUUUUGUGGGUAUCUAUUGGGAUAUAGGAGUGAGGUUAAGGAUUUUCGGUCGCGGUGCAGGUAUCGGUGUGGGUGGGUAUAUACGGCAUAUAUCACUACUCUAGGCUUAAUGGCAUGGUUUUCUCUUCUCUUCUCCUC